UUUCCUCUUCCGCAGAGCUGGGUGAAAAUGGCUGAAGUGGAUUUCGGGGAUAGUGAGCUCUUCGAGCAGCUCGAUGACUUGGCGCCGACGGCCCCGACGCACAUUCGCUUCACAAGCGACGAUGAAGACCGGGAGGAGAAGAGCCUGGUCGGCGGCCUGCCGGAUACGUCUGACGACUCCGUCCGGAGACUCGUGGAAGAGAAUAAAGAUUUGAGAAGAAAACUGAACAUCCUGACACGGCCAAGUGGCAUCACAGUUGAAGAUGUCAACACCGACGGGCCAGCUCUUCAAAUCUUUUAUGCCAACAACAUUAUUUCAAAGCUCUGUCGUCAAGAAAUUGAAGACUGCAUCUGGAAUGUGCUUUUAAAGCACCAGAAACCAGGCAAUGAAAAGAUCAACUCCAUCCAAAUGAAACCUCAGAAUUCAGCAUUUGCUAUGGAUGAAGAGCUGCAGAAGUCCUCCUCCACAACUGAAGCAUUUAAAGUGGUUGGAAGUGUGCUGUAUUUCACCACAUUCAGUAUUGAUAAACUCGGACAGCCUCUGGUGAACGAAAACCCCCAGUUGACUGACGCUUGGGACAUUCCAGCCUAUCACCAGUCAUUCAACCAAGUCGUUGGCACAGAUGGACUGGAAGUAGAGAUGAAAGACAAAAGAUCCAAAUCAAUGUGUUUCAACUGUGGGUUGAGUGGUCAUCAGCUGAGAGACUGUCCCAAGCCUAAAGACAUGGCUGUGAUAAAUGAGAGAAGAAAGGAGUUCAAUCACAGCAGCAACCAGACCAUGCAGAGUAACCAGCGGUACCAUGCUGAUGAAGUGGAGGAGAGGUUUGCUAAGUACAAGCCAGGAAUCAUGAGCGAGGAGCUGUUGAGAGCCAUGGGACUUGAUGCCAACACCCUCCCUCCUCUGAUUUAUCGCAUGAGGCAACUGGGCUACCCGCCAGGUUGGCUCAAAGAGGCAGAGACGGAGAACUCUGGCUUGGCAAUGUAUGAUGGAAAAAAUUCGAUUGAAGGUAAUUUUACGGAGAAUAGCAAUUCACAAAACAGCUCUUAUGAUGUUUCCAAGCUGGUUGAAUUCCCUGGCUUCAACGUACCGGCCUCUCACCACAUGAAAGAUGAGUUCAUGCAGUAUGGUUCAAUUCCAAUGCAGACCAACCACUUCAAACAAAACUAUGCAGCCUACCUGUCCAAAAACUUCCCUAAGCCUGGUGAUACAACCGGCAGCAAGAGACGGCAUGAGUCCGAGUCAUCUCCACACGAAAGGAAGAAGACCCGGUUCAGCCCUGACAGGAAGUCCGAUAGGAGCUCUGACAUGGAUAUUGAAUCGGACCCAGGAACGCCGUAUAAUCACAGCACAGGUGAUUUCCAGUUCCAACCUCCGCUACCUCCUGGCUCCCCUUGCUUCAGUUCACCACCUCCUCUACCCCGAGGUACUCCUCCUGCUACACCAACUCCCCCACCUCUCCCUAAAGGUACACCUCCUCCCACCCCAACUAAUGGCUCACCAGCUUUGCGGGGGCAAAAAUGGGUUGUCCUUGAUGACGUUGUAGACGAAACGGAGGAUGAAUUGACAUUGGAAGAACUGGAGGAACAGCAGAGGCUGAUCUGGGCUGCUCUUGAAAAUGCUGAUACUGGCACUAAUAGUGACUGUGAGACACCUGCAACGAGAACACAUGUACCCAGUGCACCAAGUGUGUCCACACCUCCUCAUGUCUGCACCAAAACGGAAGUAGAUGUGAUGGACACAACAAGCCCUGCAGAGAUCUGCCACAGCAGUAAAACUCCGAGGGAUCAGGAGAGAUGCUCUCGCAGUCCAAAACUAAUUGAAGCCCAAGAUGACAGCCCUCAGAGUCCUGGUCCAGUCGAAGCUCAAGAUGACAGCCCCCAGAGUCCUGGUCCAGUCGAAGCCCAAGAUGACAGCCCCCAGAGUCCUGGUCCAGUCGAAGCCCAAGAUGACAGCCCCCAGAGUCCUGGUCCAGUCGAAGCCCAAGAUGACAGCCCCCAGAGUCCUGGUCCAGUCGAAGCCCAAGAUGACAGCCCCCAGAGUCCUGGUCCAGUCGAAGCCCAAGAUGACAGCCCCCAGAGUCCUGGUCCAGUCGAAGCCCAAGAUGUUAGACCCCAAAUUUCUGAUCCAGUCAAAUGCGAUGAAGACAACCCGCAGAGCCCAGAGCGCAGAGAGAUGUGUUUGUCUAAUGACGAGAAGGUAGUCGCUGUUCCUCAUCGGAGCAAGUUUGCAGCUGGCAUUGUUCCAUUUGAAGAUACACCAGAGUUCACUGAGGUUGCUGAAGCUACAGGGACAUACCUAAGGAUCAGAGACUUGCUUAAAAGUUCCCCCCGAAGUUUGGGGAAGAAAAAAUAAAAAUGACAUACAUGGACAUUUUUAACAAAUGAAUGGACACAUGGACGUUUUCAUGGACAUCCACUCUAGCAUCAUUUUAGCGGUUUCUCAUUUUUUACCAAGUUGAAUAUCUGCUUUGUAUAUACGCGUUUUAUCUGUUGCCUACCACAACGGCAGGCAUUUAGGGAUGCUACAGUGAAGGUUUAUAGAUUUUGACCAACUAGUCCCUUUUUUCUUUUUUUGAAGCAUUUGUGGUACCUGUGCUGUUCAUUGGUGUAAAAGUUGUCAUUCCCUGACUUAAUGAUGUAUAAAUAUUGUUUUCUAUUUUUGUCUCGCUCAAAAUGCUCUGAGUAAAAAGUCUUCCCCUUG
Gasterosteus aculeatus aculeatus (three-spined stickleback) is the source of this 2700-nucleotide messenger RNA. The record is from RefSeq and is a predicted model, not a curated record. Lineage: Eukaryota; Metazoa; Chordata; Actinopteri; Perciformes; Gasterosteidae.